AUGCCACCUUCACGUCAAAUUACUGCCUCAACACAUGCAAAUGAGUUUCAUGAACAUUUUUUUGCUGAUCAUGGAACUUUGAUGUGUCGAUUUUGUGACAUAUCUGUUAAUUAUGAAGUAAAAUCAACUAUUACAACUCAUAUUAAUAGUGCAAAGCAUAUUGCCAAUAAGGCUGCAAAAGAACGACGUGGAAUAAUAUCAAAGCAAUCAACAAUACAUACUGCAAUUA
Molecule: messenger RNA, 229 nt
Organism: Cetraspora pellucida
Lineage: Eukaryota; Fungi; Glomeromycota; Glomeromycetes; Diversisporales; Gigasporaceae
Source: the annotation of a GenBank genome assembly